AUGGCGCGCGUAAUCCUCCUCGCCGCCGCACUGGCGCGCUCGGCCACGGCGCUGCGCCCCGCCGUGCCGCGCAUGGCCUCACGGCAGCGCCCCGCCCCGCUGCGCAUGGCCUUCACCCCAGGCGUAGACAAGACUGAUGAAAAAGUAACUAUCGUGGGAGCGUCUGGUUACAUCGGCAAGGCCGUGGUCCGGGAAUGUGUCCGAAGGGGCUAUGAUACGACGGCCGUCACGAGGCCUCAAAGCUCGUUGACGUUCGACGGCGCGACCACCGCGCGGGCCGAGAGCGAAAACUUAAAUGACAUCACGCAGUGCUUCAAGGACGCCCAGACCCAGGUCGUCAUCUGCUGCUUGGCGUCGCGCAGCGGCACGGAGGCCGAUAGUCUGAAGGUCGAUUACGAAGCGUCUGUUAAUUGCCUUAAAGCAGCGCAAGCCUGUGGCGCGAGACAUUUUGUCCUCCUGUCGGCCUUUUGCGUCGCGAAGCCCGACCUGGGCUUUCAAGUAGCUAAAUUAAAAACGGAAGCCGCGCUCAAGAACCAGGAUCAAGUGACGUGGACGUCCGUGAGACCGACCGCGUUCUUCAAGUCGCUGAGCGGCCAGGUCGAGAUUGUCCGAGGCGGCGGGCCCUUCGUCUACUUCGAUCUGGGUGGAGGUAGAAGUGCGACGUGCAACCCCAUUUCUGAAGCGGACUUAGCUAUGGCGAUCGUCGACUGCGUCGCGGACCCGUCUAGAAGCUCAAACGGAGGCGAGCCCAUCUGGAACGUGGGCGGGCCGGAUGCGGGCGUGUCCAUGAAGCGCCAGGGCGAGCUCAUCGCGGACGCGAUCGCGGCCGUAGAUGGCGGCGAGCGCAAGGAACCCUGGUUAUUACCGGUGCCCAUCGGGGUGUUCGACGGGAUUGUGGGUGCCAUCAAGUGGGUCUAUGAUUUGACCGGGGCCGACUCUGUUAGAGAUGCUUGGGAGCUCGGGAAGAUCGGGCGCUAUUACGCCGUCGAGGACAUGCUCACGACGGCUGACGCGGAGCGCUACGGCGCGAUGUCACUCAGGGAGCACUACGAGAACGUCGCGAAGAACGGCCAGGAGUACGACCCCUAUACCACGGUAUUUGCGAAGAACCCGCUGAUCAAGUAA
Pelagomonas calceolata is the source of this 1125-nucleotide messenger RNA. NCBI's taxonomy places the organism in Eukaryota, Pelagophyceae, Pelagomonadales, Pelagomonadaceae. The record is from the annotation of a GenBank genome assembly.